Fusarium pseudograminearum CS3096 is the source of this 1176-nucleotide messenger RNA. RefSeq lists its product as uncharacterized. The record is from RefSeq and is a predicted model, not a curated record. Gene Ontology annotation, cellular component: GPI-anchor transamidase complex. Bases 1 to 1176 code for a protein of 391 amino acids. Lineage: Eukaryota; Fungi; Ascomycota; Sordariomycetes; Hypocreales; Nectriaceae. Gene Ontology annotation, molecular function: GPI-anchor transamidase activity. The transcript is spliced from 2 exons. Gene Ontology annotation, biological process: attachment of GPI anchor to protein; protein localization to cell surface; proteolysis.
AUGAAGCUCUCCGACCUUCGAUUCUACGCCCUCGUGGCAGCGGCUCUGUUUGCAACAAUCGCUUUCGCCGAACAUACCAGCAACUGGGCUGUUCUAGUCUGCACAUCGCGGUUCUGGUUCAACUAUCGCCACCUCGCCAACGUCCUCUCCAUGUACCGAACCGUCAAGCGUCUCGGUAUUCCCGACUCCCAGAUCAUUCUCAUGCUUCCCGAUGACAUGGCUUGCAAUCCCCGCAAUGCCUUCCCCGGAACCGUCUACAGCAACUCCGAUCGCGCCGUUGAUCUCUACGGCGACAACAUUGAGGUGGACUACCGUGGCUAUGAGGUCACUGUCGAGAACUUUAUUCGCCUCUUGACUGAUCGCGUUGGCGCCGAGAUGCCUCGAAGCAAGCGCCUCCUUACCGACGAUCGAAGCAACAUUCUGGUGUACAUGACGGGCCACGGUGGAAAUGAGUUUCUCAAAUUUCAGGAUGCUGAGGAGAUCGGCGCAUUCGAUCUCGCCAACGCCUUUGAGGAGAUGUGGGAGAAGAAGAGAUACCAUGAGAUUCUCUUCAUGAUCGACACUUGCCAGGCGAACACCAUGUACAGCAGACUAUACUCUCCCAACAUUAUCGCCACUGGUUCCUCCAAGCUCGACCAAUCAUCAUAUUCGCACCACGCCGACAACGACGUUGGAGUCGCUGUUAUUGAUCGAUACACAUACUAUAACCUGGAAUUUCUUGAGAACAACGUCAAGGACCUUAACAGUCAAAAGACAGUCGGCGAACUGUUUGACAGCUACGAUUACAGCAAGAUCCACUCCCAUGCAGGCGUGCGAUACGAUCUAUUCCCCGGUGGUGAAGAAAACGCCCGGAGCCGCCUUAUCACAGAUUUCUUCGGCAAUAUCCAGAACGUCGAGGUCGACCGCAGCGGAAACUUGACCCUUGAGGAGGAUCUCCUGGCGCUCAGCAAGAAGAUUGCUGUAUUGCAACAAAGGGAGGCAGAGGCCAGCAAGAAAGAAGCCGGAGAGAAGGUCUCUGCACAGGCACCCGCCAGUGUCCCAACUGGAUCUGCCAGAAAGAUACAAAAGCCAAAGGCUUUGACAGAUGAUAACUGGUGGACCAAGAAGGUCGUUGGCGCAACAGCACUUGCAGGCUGCGGUCUUCUAUGGGCCUUGGGGUCCUUCCUAGAGGGUUAA